Molecule: messenger RNA, 450 nt
Organism: Tetrahymena thermophila SB210
Lineage: Eukaryota; Ciliophora; Oligohymenophorea; Hymenostomatida; Tetrahymenidae
Product: kinase domain protein
Exons: 5
Biological process (GO): activation of GTPase activity; nucleocytoplasmic transport
Cellular component (GO): perinuclear region of cytoplasm; nucleus; cytosol
Molecular function (GO): GTPase activator activity; small GTPase binding
Source: RefSeq, a predicted model, not a curated record
GUGGAAUCAAAUAGGUUCAAAUGGGGCGAAAGUAGUUGCUUCCGAAAUAGCUAAAUGUACUAAUCUCUCCUUUUUAAGCCUAAACCUUUCGUCUAAUUAUAUAGAUUCAGAUGGGGCGAAAGCAUUUGCUUCCGAAAUAGCUAAAUUUACUAAUCUCUCCACUUUAAGCCUCAACCUUUCGUCUAAUAAUAUAGAUUCAGAUGGGGCGAAAGCAGUUGCUUCCAAAAUAGUAAAAUGUACUAAUCUCUCCACUUUAAGCCUCAACCUUGAGUCUAAUAAAAUAGGUUCAAAUGGGGCGAAAGCAGUUGCUUCCGAAAUAGCUAAAUGUACUAAUCUCUCCUUUUUAAGCCUCAACCUUGAGUCUAAUAAUAUAGAUUCAGAUGGGGCGAAAGCAGUUGCUUCCGAAAUAGCUAAAUGUACUAAUCUCUCCACUUUAAGCCUUGAUAUUGG